Onthophagus taurus is the source of this 1609-nucleotide messenger RNA. The record is from RefSeq and is a predicted model, not a curated record. NCBI's taxonomy places the organism in Eukaryota, Metazoa, Arthropoda, Insecta, Coleoptera, Scarabaeidae.
UUCAGACGGGUCAAUUUGGUUAUCACAAGUGAAAAUGUCGGAAAAGAAGAGUUUUCCGGAAGAAAAAACCACCGUAGAUGGAAAUGUGGACACAAAAAAGAAUAAAAGCAAAAAGAAACGAGGAAAACCCGUCGUGGAGGAACCGCCCAAAGAAAAUCAGAAUAAAAUUGAAAUUUUAGAAGGACAAGAAAUGAACGCGUUGAAUAAUAUUUCGAUUAAGGAUCUUCGAGCUGCCAUGGAAAUGUUUUCUUAUUAUCAAAAGCCGGCGAAAACUCCUGAAGAAGCUUUACAUAAAUCUUAUCAAUUUUGGAAUACACAACCAGUUCCAAAAAUGGAUGAGAAAAUUACCGCUAACGAAGCCAUUGAACCCAACAAAGAAGUCGCGGAAGUUAGGGCAGAGCCUUAUAGCCUCCCGGAUGGUUUCCAUUGGGACACUUUAAAUUUAGCUGAUCCUUUGGUUCUCAAAGAACUUUAUACCCUUUUAAACGAGAAUUACGUUGAGGAUGAUGAUUGUAUGUUUCGAUUUGAUUAUCAACCUGAUUUUUUAAAAUGGGCGCUCCAAGCUCCGGGAUGGAGGAAAGAAUGGCAUUGCGGUGUUCGAGUUACUAAAAGCGGACGAUUAGUUGGAUUUAUUUCUGCUAUUCCAGUUACGUUGAAUAUUUAUGAUAGGAUACAAAAAAUGGUCGAAAUCAAUUUUUUGUGCGUCCAUAAGAAAUUGCGUUCGAAAAGAGUCGCCCCAGUUUUAAUCCGGGAAAUAACGAGGCGAGUUCAUCUCACCGGAUUAUUUCAAGCCGUUUACACGGCUGGCGUUGUUUUACCAAAACCCGUAGUAACAUGCCGGUAUUGGCAUCGUUCGUUAAACCCAAAAAAAUUAAUCGAAGUUAAAUUUUCACACUUAUCUCGUAAUAUGACAAUGCAACGAACUUUAAAGCUUUAUAAACUCCCCGAUCAACCGAGAACACCAGGGUUUCGUAAAUUAACCCCGAAAGAUGUCCCGCAAGCGCAUAAGUUGCUUGGGGAUUAUUUAAAACGAUUUGAUUUGGCGCCGGUUUUUUCGAAAGAAGAUUUCGGACACUGGUUUUUACCUCAAACUGAUAUUGUUGAUAGUUUUGUCGUGGAAGUUGAUGGGAAAAUAACUGAUUUCGUUAGUUAUUACACUUUACCUUCAACGGUUAUGUAUCAUCCGGUUCAUAAAGUUUUAAAAGCGGCUUAUUCGUUUUACAACGUUGCGAAAGCCACCCCUUGGAUCGAUUUGAUGAACGACGCGUUAAUUUCGGCUAAACAAUUAAAUUUCGAUGUUUUUAAUGCUUUGGAUUUAAUGGAUAACAAGGAGUUUCUGGAGCCUCUCAAAUUUGGGGUCGGCGAUGGUAAUUUACAAUAUUAUUUGUAUAAUUGGAGGUGCCCCGCGAUUCAACCAUCGAAAAUCGGACUUGUUCUUCAAUAAGUUUUAAACUAAAUAAUAAAAAUUGGGAAAAUUGAACAUUUUUUUUGAGGUUAGGUUUUUUAGGUGCAAUAAUUUGUAUGUUAAAGAUAUAAUACAAAUAGUGAGCACCUUUAAGGAGUUUAAGUAAUGAUGAUAAUAAUAAAAGAAAAGGAGAGAACACCACAA